Messenger RNA from Aphidius gifuensis, 2346 nucleotides. Its product is annotated as acetyl-coenzyme A transporter 1. Gene Ontology annotation, cellular component: membrane. NCBI's taxonomy places the organism in Eukaryota, Metazoa, Arthropoda, Insecta, Hymenoptera, Braconidae. The coding region runs from base 618 to 2150 and encodes 510 amino acids. The record is from RefSeq and is a predicted model, not a curated record. The transcript has 7 exons. Gene Ontology annotation, molecular function: acetyl-CoA transmembrane transporter activity.
AAGCUUAAGGAUGGAAUCAUCAUCUUGCAUCAUCUAAUAUUUACACACACACACACAAAACACAACUGAAUCAUCAUCAUUCAUCAUUAUUUAUACAAUAUAAACAAAUUGAAUAAAAAAAAAACCUUAAUCACACCUUACAUGGAACCACACAAAAUUUGGACCAACAGCAAUCAACCACACCACCACAACACAAAACGUGGCAGUAUUUCACACAGUUUUGCACAUUUAAUACAAUUUAAUAUACAUUGGUACAGUGAAUAAUCAAUUUUUAAUUUAUAUUUACAAAAGUUAUAUUCAAUUUUUAACUAAUUAAGAAAUUAAGUUAAGUCAUUGAAAUUAAAUUUUUUAAAUAUUCCAAUUAUGUGAUACAUUCCUAAAUGAAAAUAUAAUUUUCAUUAUUUUCAAGUUUAUUUGUUUACAUAUAGGUAUAUAUAUUUUUUUUUAUAAAUAAAAAUAUAUAAGGUUACCUGCUACAACAUAGAUUUAUCAAUAGAUAAAAAAAAAGCAAUGAAACAUACAUUUUUUUUAUAAUAAUAAUAUUAAAAAAAAAAAAUUUCAUUUAAAUAAAAGAUUAAUAUUGUUGAAUAGUGUAAGUAAAUAAAUUUUUUAAAAAAAUGACCAUACGAUCAAGAAAAAAUUCCAAGCAUGAGCUUGAAGAUGGACAGCUGGAAAAAACUGGUGUUCAUGAACAGAGUGACAUACGUGGUGAUGAAGGAAACAUUGCGAUACUAUUAUUUUUAUAUUUACUUCAAGGUAUUCCACUUGGUCUUUGCAGUGCAAUACCAAUGAUAUUACAAAAUAGACAUGUCUCUUAUAAACAACAAGCAGAAUUUAGUUUUGUUCAAUGGCCAUUUUCUUUAAAAUUAUUAUGGGCACCAGUUGUUGAUGCAAUUUAUUUUCAAAAAUUUGGAAGACGUAAAACAUGGCUUAUACCAACUCAAUAUCUUAUGGGAUUAUUUAUGUUAUACUUAUCAGGACAUGUAGAAACAUGGUUAAAUAAUGAUUCACAAGGUCCAAAUAUUGGUUUACUCACUGUAUUAUUUUUUUCAUUAAAUGUAUUGGCAGCAACUCAAGAUAUUGUUGUUGAUGGAUGGGCCCUGACAAUGCUCAAAAGAAAAAAUGUUGGAUAUGCAUCAACAUGUAAUAGUGUUGGUCAAACUGCUGGAUAUUUUUUGGGAUAUGUUUUAUUUAUAGCACUUGAAUCACCAGAAUUUUGUAAUGGUUAUCUUCGUUCAACUUCAUCUGAUGAAGGUAUUGUAACAUUGCCUGGAUUUUUAUAUUUUUGGGGCUGGAUAUUUAUAUGUUGCACGACAUUUGUUGCAAUAUUUAAACAUGAAAAAGCUGAACAAAAUAAUCAAACAAAUGAUUUAUUUGAAGAUAUUAAACAAUCUUAUAAAUUAUUAUGGUGUACCAUGAAAUUACCAACAAUUAAAACAACUGCAUUAAUUUUACUUACUGCCAAGAUUGGUUUUUCUGCUUGUGAUGCAGUAUCAGGAUUAAAAUUAGUUGAUGCAGGUGUACCAAAAGAAAAAGUAGCUCUUUUAGCAGUACCAUUGAUACCACUUCAAAUUGUUUUACCACUUGCAAUAUCAAGAUACACAAGUGGACCAAGACCAAUGGAUGUGUUCCUAAAAGCAAUGCCAUACAGAUUAUUAUUUGGUUUAUUAGCAGCUCUAUUAGUCUGGGUAACACCAUUAUUUGUACAAAAUGGUGUUGUUCCUAUUUAUUAUAUAUUUAUUCUUUUGGGCAUCUAUGUAUUUUAUCAGAUUGCAGCAAGUAGUAUGUUUGUUGCAUCAAUGGCAUUUUUUGCAAAAGUAAGUGAUCCAGCUGUUGGUGGAACAUACAUGACAUUUUUAAAUACUCUAUGUAAUUUGGGUGGUAUUUGGCCAUCAACAGCAGCACUUUGGUUUGUUGAUACUCUUACAUGGCGACAAUGCAGCAUUGAUUCUGAAAAUGAUUGUAGUACAUUGAUUGAAAGCGAGCAAUGUGAAACAGCAGGAAAAUGUGUAACAUUACUCGACGGUUUUUAUAUUGAAAGCAUUGUUUGUCUUAUUAUUGGUUUCCUUUGGUUCAGAUGGGGAAAAAGAAAAAUUAAUUAUCUACAAUCACGACCAAUGUCACAAUGGAAGGUCGUACAACGAAGUUAACAAUUACUGUCAACCGUUUAAAAAAGAAAAUUACAAACAUCUUUAUAAAAAAAAAAGAUACAUUUGUGCAUAAUCAUUUAGUUGUUUUUGUUGUUCAUAUAAUUGAAUAUUUUCCAAUACAAAACAAGGUGAAAGAUUAUUUUAUAAAUAAACUGUAAAUAAAUAGAAUUAAAAAUUUAUGAUUUAAGUUUAAUAA